GGUGGCCGCGGAGGCCGCCGCGGCCAGGCCAGGGCCAGCCGCGCAGCCGCACCACCGCGCCAGCCAUCCAGCGACGCGGUGGGCGAGGGCCAGCGGUGCGGGCUGUGCCUCGCGCACCUCCACGCCGACGACCUCGUGGGCCCGUCCUGCGGGCACCUGUUCUGCGUGCGCUGCCUGCAGUGCCACGUGCUCGGGGCUGACUUCUGCCGCCAGGGCGCCAGGUGCCCGCGGUGCCCGGCGGACUUCACCGUGGAGCAGGUGAAGUUCCUGGUCGGGGAGCGUGCCUACGGCGCCCGGCAGGCAGACAUGGUGCGGGAGGACGAGGCGCUCGCCCGGCGCGUGGCCGCAGGCGCCAGGCUGCGGUGCCCGCGCUGCGGGCGGGAGGAGCACGACGGGGUGCGGCCCUCGGCCGCCGAGAACGGCGCCGCGGACCAGCGCUUCGACGAGCUCAUGGCGGAGCAGCACUGGCGGCGGUGCCCGGUGUGCGCUGCCCCCUCGGAGAAGGACUGCGGCUGCAACUUCAUGCAGUGCUGCUCCUCUAGGGCCCUCCUGGCCCGAGGUGCCAGGGGCACACGUACUGGUGCUACAUAUGCGGGAAACAGAUGCGGGAGGAGGACCACUACUCGCACUACCCCAGGA
Prorocentrum cordatum is the source of this 639-nucleotide messenger RNA. NCBI's taxonomy places the organism in Eukaryota, Dinophyceae, Prorocentrales, Prorocentraceae. The record is from the annotation of a GenBank genome assembly.